AUGGUACCUUCUGAAGUGCAAAACAUUGCCCCUUUCUCCGUUCCAUCCUCGGACACUUCUUCUGUACCCUCUAGCAUACCGUCGUCGGAGCCGUCGAUGUCAGGGAACGAUCCAGAACGAUACCAACGUUGGAAGCAAGAAUCUCUACGGCAUUCCACGCCAAUCACGGAGAAAUGGGGGUGGAUCGGAGCAGAUUCAUUCGACACAAAAAAAGACGCGAAGCGUGGUAAGGUCCACGACACCAGCUGGUCGCGACUCGCCGCGCGGUUCGCGCGACGAUCCUCCCCUAUCGUGUAUCGUAUGGGUGUUUGGAGUGUGGUGGAUUGGACAGCUGCUCCUUUUUCCCACGGCAACGAGACGACGAGUAUUGACCAGCGACAACCCACCCCGCCGCGAGCCGAACUGGGAUCGUACGGGGAAUUCCCCUCGAUCGACCUUCCUCUUACAAUCAUGGAAGACGCCCGGGCUAGAUUCUUUUCGUCGAUGGAAGGGGAAAUGGAAGUCCACGAGUCGGAACGCACCAGCGACGGUUUGGACAUUGACUUUUCCAUCACCGAAUCUGGUCGUACCGUAGCUCAUAUGGUGCAGCAGGACCACAAAACGCAUCACGACGAUAUGGACUUUUCUAUUACGAGCUCGGGACGUACGCUGGAUCACUUCGAUGCCAUCCAAGGAGAGAACAACACUGCGCACACGAACGAUUUCAAAAACUUUCAUCUUCCCGAAGGCUUCUCCACACAACACGGUCGUCACUAUCCAGCAAGUACUGCAUCGAACCCUACACCACCCGCACGCUCCAUUCCUAUUCCUCAACCACACCAAACGUACCCACCCGCGUCACUUUUGCAACAGAUUCCGUCGUCGCAAGCCAGUUCGCAAGGAAGUUCCGGUUCGGCGUUUUUGAGUUCCAUGCUCAAUCAAGGCCCCUUGUCGCAUACACCGCCGGUGGCGUCUAGUUACGAAGUCUCCCAUUUCGGCAAGCGCGCUCGGUCUGGAUCCGUUUCGGGACGCUUGCGAUCCGCGUCCGAUUAUUUGGAAGAAAAGGGACUGUUGGAUCGACAAACCAAGGGAAUUCUGAAGGAUUUGAUUAUUAUCGGAGACGAAGAACUCCAAGUCGCGUUGGACCGGUACGAAGCAGGAGACCCGUCCACACUGGAGCGAAUGAUAUCGUCCGGUGCACUGGAAGAGCGAUUACCGAAAGACUUGGACAUCUUGGGUGAUCUGGAUCUGGACUUUUUGACCGUCCAUGACGAUGGGCUGGAUUUGACCGGGGGCGACUCAAUCGAACCCCUGUUGCCCAGCGCCGAAUCCUAUCAUCAACAUGCGUCGCAAUCCCAGUCCCUAUCAGCGAACGGGGGAAGUUACCGACAUCGUCAAGCUGUUGGGCCUGGCCAAGCACCGAAUCUUGUAUCACCAGCGUACGAUGAUGGUAUUGGAGAUUUGGAUUUUAGCGGGGAGUUCGUGGAACAGGCUGAAUUUGGCUUCCAACCACAAUCCUACGGGUCGUCCAAGCAAGCGUCCGUUGCGGCGUCACCGACGGACCAUCCCAAUAACAUGAUGUCGGAAUACGAACGCCGUAUGCGAUCUAAUUCCCUAUUUUCGGCUUUAUUGGACCCACGCGGCGGUGGCAACAGCAGCGUCAACACUGCGACUGCGGCGGUCGCUUCGAAACACGGCAGUAGCGAAACAGACCGUACCGACGGUGGCCUCGAUUACGGCCAGUGGAUGGACCGAACAUUGGCGAACAACGCGAAAGCCACCGGCAUUCAAAUUGGGCAUCGAAGGUCUUCGGCUCCCGCUUCUUCGGUGCGCAGCGGCAUUUCGGCCAGCUUGGAGCAGGCGGAUCGAAAGAAGCAAGAUAAAAAGGACCGCAAAGAGCAAAAGGCUCUGGAAAAACUCGAAAAGAAGCAACGAAAAGAAGAAGAAAAGGAGAAGAAGAAGCAACAGCAACAACAAGCCGUCGAAGAGGAACAGAUGGAAGAGGAGCACGUUCCCGGUUCGGGUCGUCCCCGGGCACUCAGCGAUCCUAACCUCCAUACGUCGCUGGAUCAGCAUGGCUUGAUGAAUGUAACGCGCCCAGAUGGCUGGGUUGGUGCAUACUCGCCGGAAAGCCGAAAAGUACGCGUCGACCGAUUUAUGGAAAAACGAAAUCACCGGGUUUGGACCAAAACUGUAAAAUAUGACGUUCGAAAAAACUUUGCCGACAGCCGACUUCGUGUUAAAGGUCGCUUUGUCAAGAAGGAAGAUGAGCUGCUCAUGAGGGAAUUAAUGAGCAUGACCUAGGUACAUUUAGCAACAUUUUAUAAACAGGAUAGGCAGUGUUUGGGGGAGCGGCAAGUACCAGAUGUGAUAUCAUUAAACGAUCAGACGCUUUUGCUCCUUUGGAGCGCCUAA
This is a messenger RNA of Phaeodactylum tricornutum CCAP 1055/1, 2394 nucleotides long. RefSeq lists its product with no specific name. Gene Ontology annotation, biological process: regulation of flower development. The transcript has 4 exons. Gene Ontology annotation, molecular function: protein binding. The coding region runs from base 1 to 2283 and encodes 760 amino acids. The record is from RefSeq and is a predicted model, not a curated record. Lineage: Eukaryota; Bacillariophyta; Bacillariophyceae; Surirellales; Neidiaceae.